AUGGUGCUGACCAGCUCGAAGGCGAAGGCUGUUUUCCAGCAGUUACCUAGGCAUGGUGAUCUGGGUGAGCCAGGCGAGGGUGUUGAUGCUUGGCCCCUUGGAGGGCAUGUUGACGACGUAGUUCUGGCAGUUGGAAUUGACGUUUGCUUCGGUCCCGUAGAGCUCGAUGGCGGUCCCGAUCAGCCCCGUGAGCCAGAGGACGAAGAGGACGAAGCAUCCGAGGAUGAUGAUGUCGGGCAGCAGCAGGCCGCGCUGGAUGAGGAAGAGCAUGAAGAAGACGAACAGCAGGCCCAGGCCGGCGGUGGCCACCAUCAAACAAUUGUCUACGCAAUGGACAAGAAGAAGAAGAAGAAGAAGAAGAAGACGAAGAGAAGAGCUAACCAUGGCGUCGAGACGGAGAGCUGGGUCUGGACGAAGAGGAACCAGCUGAAGAUGCCCAGAGAGGGCGAGAGAGUCAAGAUAGUCGAGAUGUUUGCUGGAGAUGGAGAUGCCGUAGGGAUGGACGGGAAAGCCGCCGCGGUGCGACUCAGCAGGAGAAGCCUCUUGCUCCCAUCCGCCAGGCCAGACAGACAGGGAGAGAGAGAGAGAAGAGUCGGACGGGAUGAUGCAGCGCUGUUCCAAUCUGCGGCGGCCACCUGGUGGUUUGCUGGCUGUUUGCUGUUUGCUGGCUUGUACUGCGUGGUGUCAACGCAACGAGACGAAGGAGACGAAGAAGACGAAAAAGACGAAGAAGACGACGAGACUGCCAGUGGCUUCUGUCAAAGACGUCCACGUCGAAGUCGCAGCUGCAUCGACGGAUAG
Molecule: messenger RNA, 801 nt
Organism: Trichophyton benhamiae CBS 112371
Lineage: Eukaryota; Fungi; Ascomycota; Eurotiomycetes; Onygenales; Arthrodermataceae
Exons: 5
Coding region: 1-801 (266 amino acids)
Source: RefSeq, a predicted model, not a curated record